UUCAACAUGGCCGACGAAAUUCCGAUUUUUCCUAAGGCUGGGUCGAUUUUGAUAAAUACCGGGAGUAUUGUGAAUUGGAAUCGUCUGAAGAGGAAGCCUAACCACACGCCCACAGAUGAGCUGAAAGAGUGUAUAAGUGCCACUGUGGGGUCUUGGCUCAACGAUUUGGAUAAAACUAAAGCACAGUAUGCAACUGACCUGAAAUGUAUAAAUCCAACUUUUAGCAGCAAUCUCUCUGGAGAUGAUAGAGAACAGCUCAAAAUUACUGUGAAGAUAUUUGUAACUCAGCCAGAUCCAUUGGCUUUAGAAGAUGCAAUAGAAAAAGUUUUGGCAGACUUGGAUGUGACCAGUUUGGAGACAGUACUACUGUCACUGUCCCAGCCAGACCAAAAGUCCGUGUCUAUGGAUGGGAUAAAAACACUGUGGGAAGUACUGGAAAGAAUGGUAGAAAAAGAGAAGAUUCUCGCCAUUGGUAUUAGUGACCUUGCCAAGGAUGAACUUGAACAGUUACAUACUUGGUCCACGGUCAAGCCCUGUAUUAACCAUGUCAACUUGGCCAGCUGUUGUGUAAUGCCCCCUGAUCUGACAGAAUAUGCCAAGGAACAGGAUAUACAACUACUAACUCACAGUGAUCCCAAAGGCAAGUCUGACAUAGUGACUGUAUAUUUACCAGAAAUGUUCCCAGACAAGACUUUCCAAGACGUUCUCUGCAGCACAGCGACAGAGAAAGACUCAGAGGGUUGGUCAGUAUCCUGGAUAGCCCGCUACACAGCAUUGGUCAAGGACCGGGGGAUCAUUAAAGCCAAGGGAUAUCUAGUCAAAGCUGUCAGAGAUGUCAAAAAAGUGAAGUGAUGUCACAAAAUGGGAAUUAUGUCAUGAACAGGAAGUGAUGUCACAAAAUGGGAAUUAUUUCAUGAACAGGAAGUGAUGUCUCACAAUUUGUGAACAGGAAAUGACGUUAUGAAAAAAAUUGCAACUCUCCCUGCAUAGUGUCAGUGUAGAAGGAGAGACAAUUUUUUAUACUUGUAUUCAUAAAGUUACCAUACAGUAAUAGCUCAUAAAAAUAUACUGGAGUGAUAGACAUUUAGUUAUCCAAUAUUAUUUGCUAAAAGGUUGUGAUUGAAUA
Molecule: messenger RNA, 1126 nt
Organism: Lingula anatina
Lineage: Eukaryota; Metazoa; Brachiopoda; Lingulata; Lingulida; Lingulidae
Product: glutamate--cysteine ligase regulatory subunit
Biological process (GO): glutathione biosynthetic process
Cellular component (GO): glutamate-cysteine ligase complex
Molecular function (GO): glutamate-cysteine ligase catalytic subunit binding; enzyme regulator activity
Source: RefSeq, a predicted model, not a curated record